UUAUUUUAUUUUAUUUGAUCAUUCAAUUGAUUUGACAACGGAUUAGAAAAGCAAGCACACGUUUUCCGCCUCACGAAUCAAUCCUAACCUUUCCACGUCUCAUCCGUCUUAACUAACGGUUCGGUUCGAGAGCCCUCUACGGUUAACGGUUACCUCAUUUGAAGAUGACGACAUCUGUAUAACGCUCGGGCGCACACGCUUUUAAGUAUCGGUGAAUUCUCCUCCCUCGCCGAGAGCAGAGCAGAGGAAAGGAGUUGUCCCUUUCAGCACCGGAGAGGGAGGUGUUGAAUUCGCUCGCAGCCGAGGGCGGAACGGUAGUUUACAGAAAGUCUUGCUACUGCACAGCAACAGAGCUGGGUCUAACCGCUACUAGACGACAGAAUGGAGAUUCAUCCGAGGAAUUCCCUCACUACAGAAUUGAAGCAUCUGGAGCGUGUUAGAGAUGAAGAUGCAUGGCGUGUGCUCAUGAUUUAAUGACGUAAAUAGGGUUAGUCUGUCUGGGGGCAGACACAUUUUAUAUCUGGAGAAGAGACAGACAACCUCGUUCAGGCUGACGGCUCCGUGGGAAACCCCUCUAUCUAAUCUGGCCAGCAACGCAUGACAGACAGAGAGACAGACCGAGAGAGCAUUGUUUCUGUCUUCCACGCUAACAGGAGGAGGCACAGAGAGGAGACAUCUAUCGAUCUACGUCUAUCCAAGUUGCUCAGCAGCUCCGUGAAGCACAAUGCCCUCGAUGGACCUGACAUGCAGACGCGUUGUGUAGGAGACUCGGAAAAGGUCGUUGAAUAAAUGUUUUGUCUCGCUGUCUGCAGGAACUUCUCCUCUCCCUAGUCCCCUCACCCCUUGCCAGACAUGACGGGUCAGAGCCUGGAGGAGCUGACAGCAGCCUACGAGGACCACACCAUCCGCAUCAACGUGGGAGGGUUCAAGAAGAGACUGCUCUCCAACACGCUGUCUCGCUUCCCAGAGACCCGGCUGGCUCGGCUGUUACACUGUCAAUCAAAAGAGUCAAUACUAGAGCUCUGCGAUGACUAUGAUGACAUGGAAAAAGAGUUCUAUUUCGAUAGGAAUCCGGCUCUCUUUCCUUACGUGUUGAAUUUCUACAACACAGGGAGGCUCCACGUCAUGGCAGAACUGUGUAUAUUCUCCUUCAGUCAGGAGAUAGAGUACUGGGGCAUCAAUGAAUUCUUCAUCGACUCAUGUUGCAGCAACGCCUACCACUGCCGGAAGAUGGAUCCUGACCGCGGGGAGGACUGGGACGACUGCCGGAGUGAGGAGGGCAGCACCACGUCAUCGUUAGAUGAGAUCCUAGAGUUCUAUAAUGACGCCGCUAAGUUCGACAAGCAGCCACUGGGGAUCGUCCGCAGGCGGAUCUGGCUAAUGCUAGAUAACCCGGGGUACUCCAUCGCCAGCCGCAUCAUCAGUAUCCUCUCUAUCCUGGUAGUGUUGGGUUCUAUAGCCACCAUGUGCGUCAACAGUAUGGCUGAGUUUACCCUGGUGGACAGGGAGGGGACGCCCCACGAGGACCCCAGGUUUGAGACGGUGGAACACUUUGGUAUCGGCUGGUUCACCUUGGAGCUGGCGGCCCGGUUCACAGUGGCCCCAGAUCUUCUCCCCUUCUUCAAGCAUCCGUUGAACUUAAUAGACCUUGUGUCGAUAUUACCGUUCUACCUGACGCUUCUCAUUGACCUGGUGGCAGAGAGCAGCCCGGCGUUAGCCAAUCUGGGGCGCGUGGCGCAGGUGCUGCGGCUGAUGAGGAUCUUCCGUAUCCUGAAGCUGGCGCGUCACUCCACGGGGCUGCGCUCUCUGGGCGCCACGCUGAGAAACAGCUCUAAGGAGGUGGGGCUUCUGCUACUCUACCUGGCGGUGGGCGUGUCCUUCUUCUCUGUGAUGGCCUACACCGUGGAGAAGGAGGACAGCGAGGACUUCUCAACCAUCCCAGCAUGCUGGUGGUGGGCCACGGUGAGCAUGACCACAGUGGGGUACGGAGACGUGGUCCCGGUGUCUGUAGCCGGCAAGAUGACGGCCUCAGCCUGUAUCCUCGCAGGCAUCCUGGUGGUUGUGCUUCCCAUCACGCUCAUAUUCAAUAAGUUCUCCCUCUUCUACAAGAGACAGAAACAGUUAGAGAUCGCUAUGCGCAGCUGUGACUUCGACCAGGAGAUCAAAGAAAACCUGCCCUCUGUCAAUCUGAGGAACUAUUAUGCGCACAAGGUGAAAUCUCUCAUGGCGAGUCUGUCAAAUAUCAACCGGAGCUUGCCCAGUGAACACAGUCUGAAUGAGAUGUCAAUACAUUAAGAUCUGUGAAUCAACAGACUGCCCCCCCCUGGCCUCAUAAGGAACGUUGUGACCAAAACAAGAGGAGAAACAUUGUGAAAGUAGUAGUGUGUUUUCUGUGUAGCCUGUUGAAUAGAGCUACAUGGGAAGCUAUCCAAUGUCGUGGUGCUGAAGUUCAGUUUGACUGACAGGCGAUGCGUGGGCGUGCCAACCACCAUCACAACCUUUCUAUUGGGAGAAUCUCAAUUGCAUUUCCUUGCUUCCUCACGUCCUCUCUCUCCUCACCUUCUUCUCAAAACCUAUU
Molecule: messenger RNA, 2578 nt
Organism: Coregonus clupeaformis (lake whitefish)
Lineage: Eukaryota; Metazoa; Chordata; Actinopteri; Salmoniformes; Salmonidae
Product: potassium voltage-gated channel subfamily S member 2-like
Exons: 2
Coding region: 853-2295 (480 amino acids)
Biological process (GO): protein homooligomerization; regulation of delayed rectifier potassium channel activity; potassium ion transmembrane transport
Cellular component (GO): voltage-gated potassium channel complex; membrane
Molecular function (GO): voltage-gated potassium channel activity; protein binding
Source: RefSeq, a predicted model, not a curated record